AUGUCGUCCUCCAGCGAACCCCAUAUUUGCGCGAUAGUACCGCCCUACCUCCUCAAUGCCAUCUCCCAGAGCACCCAGGUCGAUGACCACCACAAGAAGACCGCCCAAUUCUCCCUAGACUUCCACCAGAGCAUCAUCCAGAAGCGAGAGCAGCGACUUGCGGCCCUCACUGCUCCACGUGGGCAGCGUCGUCAGGUCAACUUUCGCCCUAGCAUCGUCCCCGAUUAUCUCCUGAAGAACAUCGUUGACAACAAAGACGUUGACGAGAAGACCAGAGCCUGUGCCAAACGCGACCUUGAGCACAUCCAGAAGGUUCACUCUUCAUACCAGGCCACCCAGGGCGUCGGUGGCUCCGCUGAUGACUCUAAGACCGAAUCCAGCGCCCGCAAGAUCUUCAGCUUCAGGCGUAAGCCCAAGCACAAGGAAGGCCAGACAGGAGAACAAACAGACGCAGACACGUUUUACCGUGCUGUCUAUGACGCCAACCACAGCGAGAAUGAGAAUGCACUCCCAGGCAAGCAGGUUCGUAUUGAGGGGCAGAAAGCGGUCACCGAUGUGAACGUGAACGAGGCCUACGACAACACCGGCCAUGUCCUGGACUUCUACGAGUCCAUCUUCAAUUGGAAGAGUAUCGACAAUGAGAACAUGCACGUUGUGAGCUCUGUGCAUUUCGCUACCAACUAUGAAAACGCCUUCUGGGACCCGGAGAAGAUGCAGAUGGUCUUUGGCGAUGGUGGUGACUUCUUGUACCACUUCACCAAGUGCGUUGAUGUCAUUGGCCAUGAGAUGACACAUGCUGUCACGGAACACACGAGCCCAUUGGACUACCAGGGACAGUCUGGGGCUCUGAACGAGCACAUCUCCGAUGUCUUCGGCAUCAUGAUCAAGCAGAAGGUCGAGAAUGAAGAUGCCGCCAAUGCUGACUGGCUGAUCGGUGAAGGUUGUCUGCUUCCCGACGUCAAGGGUGUGUCUCUCCGCAGCAUGAAGGCGCCCGGAACCGCAUACGACGACCCUCGUUUUGGCAAAGAUCCGCAGCCCGACAACUUCAAGGACUACAAGAUAACCGUUGAGGACAACGGAGGUGUCCAUUUGUACUCUGGCAUCCCGAACAAGGCAUUCUACCUUGCCUCUGUUGCGUUCGGCGGAUACAGCUGGGAGAAGGCUGGCCAAGUAUGGUGGAAGACGAUGAAUUCGGGCCGCAUCCCACCGAAGUGCACAUUCCUUCAAUACGCGGACGUCACUGUCGACAUUGCACAGGAAACAUUUGGCGAUGAUGCUGCAAAGAUUGUUCGGAAUGCGUGGAAUGAAGUUGGCGUGCAGCGCCGUCACUAG
Messenger RNA from Phaeoacremonium minimum UCRPA7, 1332 nucleotides. Its product is annotated as putative peptidase thermolysin protein. Gene Ontology annotation, biological process: proteolysis. The coding region runs from base 1 to 1332 and encodes 443 amino acids. The transcript has 3 exons. Lineage: Eukaryota; Fungi; Ascomycota; Sordariomycetes; Togniniales; Togniniaceae. The record is from RefSeq and is a predicted model, not a curated record. Gene Ontology annotation, molecular function: metalloendopeptidase activity.